Messenger RNA from Acanthisitta chloris (rifleman), 846 nucleotides. Its product is annotated as sodium-dependent serotonin transporter-like. Gene Ontology annotation, cellular component: neuron projection; membrane. The record is from RefSeq and is a predicted model, not a curated record. Gene Ontology annotation, molecular function: serotonin:sodium:chloride symporter activity; serotonin binding. Lineage: Eukaryota; Metazoa; Chordata; Aves; Passeriformes; Acanthisittidae. The transcript has 7 exons. Gene Ontology annotation, biological process: serotonin uptake; sodium ion transmembrane transport. The annotation marks the transcript as partial.
GUUUGGGUUGAUGCUGCUGCACAGAUUUUCUUCUCUUUGGGCCCUGGAUUUGGAGUCCUCCUUGCUCUGGCCAGUUACAACCAUUUCCACAACAACUGCUACCGGGAUGCACUCGUCACCAGUGCAGUGAACUGCCUCACCAGCUUCCUCUCUGGCUUUGUCAUCUUCACUGUGCUGGGCUACAUGGCUGAGAUGAGGGACGUGGAGGUGGAGGAUGUUGCCAGAGAUAAAGGGCCAAGCCUCCUCUUCAUCACCUACCCUGAAGCAAUCGCCAACAUGGUGGGAUCCACCUUCUUUGCCAUCGUUUUCUUCCUGAUGAUGAUAACUCUGGGGCUGGACAGCACGUUUGGGGGCUUGGAGGCUGUGAUCACAGCAGUGAUGGACGAGUACCCCCAGGUCCUGGCUGGGCGACGGGAGCUCUUUGUCCUGGGCCUCAUCACAGUCUGUUUCCUGGGCUCCCUGAGCACCCUCACCUAUGGAGGAGCCUACGUGGUGAAGCUGCUGGAGGAGUUUGGUGCUGGCUGCUCCAUCCUGGCAGUGGUGCUCCUGGAAACGAUAGCUGUGUCCUGGUUUUAUGGGAUACAGAGGUUCUCCCACGACGUGAAAGCCAUGCUGGGCUUCACCCCAGGGCUGUUCUGGAAGGUGUGCUGGGUUGCUGUCAGCCCUGCCUUGCUAGCUUUCAUAGUCAUCAGUUCCCUCCUGGACCAGCCACCCCUGACCCUCUUUGACUACCAAUACCCCGAGUGGAGCAUCUCAGUGGGGUACCUCAUCGGAGCAUCAUCCUUCAUCUGCAUCCCCUUCUACAUGGUGUACAAGCUCGUCUGGACACCAGGGUCUCUCAAGCAG